Messenger RNA from Porites lobata, 6305 nucleotides. NCBI's taxonomy places the organism in Eukaryota, Metazoa, Cnidaria, Anthozoa, Scleractinia, Poritidae. The record is from the annotation of a GenBank genome assembly.
CUUAACAGAUUGUCGGUAUGUAAGAAGCGAGCUUCCUUGUUUCACAAAAAGACAUAAAAUGCAGAAAAAAUUGGAAGCCAUCGAGGAGUUAAAACUGUGUUCUGAAACAGCAACCACAGUACUCAACGAGACCAAACAGUACUUAGAAGAAAUGAAAGAUCGAGAAAUAAUGAGUGAAGAAGCAAUUGCAAGUAUAAAUACGUCAACGACUGCGGAAGAGAUAAAACGCGCCUUGAACAAAAGACCCACCGUAGUUUUUAUUGGAAAUCGAAACUGCGGAAAAAGUGCUGUUUUGAAUGAGAUUUUGGGUGGAUCUUACCUUCCCGUGCACGAAACACCGUGCACUUCGCGUAUGGUCAAGAUCAGCUACACACCGGGCAAAAGCACAGUCAGAGUUGUCGACAAAAGUGGGCAAAUAGCUAAAUCUUCGAUUACGAUCCGCAAGAGAGUUCCUCAAGAUUAUGUAGUGGUUUGCGAUGAGGGCAGGGAGAAGUCAGAUCAGCUAAAGUGCACUGUCGAAAUUGCUUUGAAUCAUCCAUUUCUAGAAAGUGGCAUAGAAUUAAUCGACUCACCGGGCAGGAAUGAAAAUGACGCAUUAGAUGAAGUGGUAGAUGACUUCUUUGAGAAAGAAGCCACUCCAUUUGUAGUGUAUAUCAUCGAUGGAAACGAGCACUUGAGGUCAUCAGUAAGUAUAAGCUUCGCUGUUGAGUCAAUAAAUCAAAUUUAUAUGCCCGUUAAUCUUGAGUGAAGUAAGUAUGCAAUUGACGAUAUGUCGAGGUCGAAGUAAUUAUCAUAUUAGGCCCAGGCGGAAUGUACAAUAAGAUGGCCGAGAAGCUGUCAAUUCUGUUUUUUAGGUUGUUUCAAACAACUGAUCUGAGUUGUCUAAAAAACAAGAAAUUAAUUCAUCAAUAACACGGCUAAGUGACGCGGUUAUCUCAAAAAGCAAACUUCAAGAAAAUCGUGACUUCCGGAUGCUUUAUGGUACUUGCCUGGUCACAUCUGGAUACUGAAGAAAAAAAAUACGUGGCGAUGUUCUUACCACAGUUGACGUUCUCAUCUGUGACUCAUUCUUCUCAUUAUUCUUUUCAUUAUUCAGUAAUGAAAAAUGCCUCGAAGCAGUGACCACUGUGGUAUAUAUUGACAGUCAUAAAGGGAGUAUUUAACAAGAUUUAGGUGCUCCCCGAGGAGCCAGGCAGCCAGGGUUAGAAAUGUUUAAGACGAAACUUGUGUUCGUAAUGGGGCUGGCAAAAUUUUAAUUUUGAACUAAUGCUUGAUAAUUUGAAAAUGGAGAAGGGUUUAAGCCCUGGAUAUUACUCCAAGAACGCAGGAUGCAAUUCGGAUAAUUGGAAUUGAAUCAAACCCAUAGAGGAAACCAAUCUGGUCCUGGCUCAAGCUUUGUCUGACCUCUGAAAAAUGCCAUCGUAAUCAUCAAACAGCUAAUAAAGAACAUUUAUAGUAGUUUUAGUUACAAUGAUGAAGUUGUCAUCGAAUGCUUUUUUUUGCUUCGCUUCUUUUAUUUCUUAACGCACAGCCCGCGCCCUAGGUAGUACUAUUAAUGUUUUGUCAAUUCUAAAAAUACUAAGCGAUACCAAUAUACACACCUGAACGACACGAAGACUACCUUGCAUCCCCCACUCGGGGAUAGGAGUUCGACUUGUGGGUACGCCUGAUACAAUCGUUGUACUAGCCCCCGGUAUAAUAUCUCUUCAUACCUUUUUCCACGUUUACGACUAAACGGGUCUACACAAUUUAUUUCUUUCAGGAUCUUGACACAAUCCGUUUCUUGCAAGAUAAAUAUCCGCAUUUGUCAUUUAUGUUCGUCUGCAACAAGGUAGACACGUCUGCCGAGACACAAACGUUCGACAGCAGAAGCGGAGACGACCUCGAUUCCGACGACGAAGAAACACGAAUGACAACGGAUGAAGAAACCAGCGAAACCAAGGAAACCAAGGUCUUUUCCCAGCUGAAGGAACACGGUCUCCUAGUUGACAGUGACAAAGGAUCCCGCUUUUUCGGAAUUUCAGCGAAGAACACUCGAAUAGACAGAAGAGAACACAUUAAUGACAGCAAGGCGAGAAAGGCCUUUGCAAAAUUUGAAGACGGGCUGUUGGCUUUUCUAAACGAAAAUAUCAGGAGCCAGAGUGUACAUGCCGUGGAGAAGCUCCUUGUCUUGCAGAUAAGCAUUUUCCAGGCUAUGAGGAGAAGAACAAGAAACAAUCUUCCAGGAACCUUAUCUGCAAUCUCUUUGGAAUUAGACAAGGCCACAAGUAUCGGAAAAUCUUUGCAUGACGAAAUGAUGUCAACUAUUGCAAACAAAGACCCGAUGGGAAAGCUUGUAAAUGGCAGCCUACAGAGUCUUCGUGAAAGAUUUAUGUCAGUUGCAGAUCAAUAUCAGCUUUGUUCUAAGAAGCAGAACACAGAAAAGGAAUUAAAGGCACGCACUUUCUUCUUCAAAAAUCUGGUCAAGAUGAAUCACUGCAAGCACCAGCUCCCAUUCAGUCCAAACAAAGAAGACAUUCCUUUUCUUCGAUUCUUAAUAACCAUUUAUGGAGGGAUACAGGACUGGACUUUCAAUGUUUUACGAUGCUCUCUUAACAAGUUCAUGAGGGAGGCAAAGGUCCCUGUUGAGAUGCACACAAAAAUGAUCGAUAAUCUGGUCAUUCGCCAAGCAUUUCAUUUACAUUAUGGAACUGGGCAUUGGCCAAAAAGGAACAGUUUACUCAGUGGGGUUGAUUUCAUCUACACGUUUGCCAGCAAGAAGUUAAGAGAAGCCGUCACAAAGCUUCUCAUUGAAGGAUUAUUUCACGCAAUGAAAUGGAAAUCCUCCGAAGCCAACUUCAGAUUAGGGGAUGAGCAAACCAGAAGAAAAAUCAUCGAGCUAAUUCUUUCCAAAUUCAAUCGCCAGCUAAUUACUGAGUCACUAUGCAAAGCCUGUGCAGAUUGCCUCGAAAUGAUUCAUAGUGACUUGCUUAAUGUCAUCAAGAACAACCGCGUCACAAAUGAUGUUUUUUAGCCGACGUCUCCCAAAAACUGAAGGAAAUAGCGGCUCUGUACAUUCCCAAAAUGAGUCUCCUAACAGUUGAAACCUUCGCCCUCAACUUUCGGGUAGCCAUAGGUCCAAUUAAACUUGGUCCGGUUCUAAAACCCACAAAACACGGCCAACUUCAUGACUGCUGUGGCUGGGCGAAUAUGACACACCCAGAAGCAAGCGUUGCGAAGGUUAUCGAACGCGGAAAGGUGAAGCCGGAGAUCUGGUCUCAGACCUCAGUGGACCUUUUCGACACCAUGUAAGUAGGAUUGGCACAAGCUUGGUGUGGUGCAGUGUACGUUCCUCGUUCAGUUUGGCUCAGGCUGGAGUUGAUCCUUCAGCUCCGAUCUGAGAAUUACCUUCCAGCCACAAACCCAGCCCUGAUCAAUCUUUUAGGCUAGCCAUAAACUUCUUUUCGAGAGGCAUUCUCGAAACAAAAAAGUGGCAAAUUUGCUACCGAACCUACGCAGUUUUAGUCGCAAACAAAAAGCUAUAGGUCUGUGUAUGAGGUCGUGAAGUGACGAACAACGGCCGGUUAAUCCCUACUGCGAUUAUGACUGCAAAGCGCUUUUGCCCGUUUUCUUUUCAAGUAAAGCGACAUAUAAUUUGUACAACUGAACGCUCCACAAAAAUAAUACUGACAACCUUUCGUUCUGUUUAUUUCGCGAUGUAGGGAAGUCCAGGCAAGGUUAAAAGAACCUCACAGUAACCUUCUCUAUCUGCAUGGUUGGCUCUUCCCUGAACCUGGAGUUAUUAACGUAAUAAUGGAAAGGGCGGAUUCAGAUGUCACCACCGCCCUUAAACAGGGGCUUUCUUUGAAGACACGCCUAAAGAUUGCAGAGGACGUGGCAAACGGAUUGGUGACUCUUCACGAAGCGAGAUAUAUCUAUCAAGACAUUAAAGUCGAUUCCAUUCUGGUAAGUAUCAAGGGCAUCGGGGAUUUGGCACGGGCUACUAACGAACGAUAAACAUUCAAGAAAGAAUAAAUCAAUUCCAGCUUAUUACUAUACAAUCCUUUCGUAACUUACAGUGUUUGCCACUGCUACUCUGUAUAAUCUAAGGACUUGCAUGUGUAAACAACAGACAAGACAAAGAAAGAGAGAAAGAAAGAACAAUUGAAAGUCAUGAACGAUCACUGCUGAAGAAAGCGAGCCUCUGAAAAUAUGCGAAACAAUUAGCCAACAUCCUAAAGUAACGUUUUCGAACUGCAAAAAUGAAGGCAAAGAUAUAUAAUAAAAGACUGCUAAAUUCAAAUGUAACGACGGUUAUCAGCUAUGGAAGUAUACAGGGACAGGUGCAUACCCUUUUUCGAAUAACGCCACCUUAACGAUUUACCCACUGGCCAAAACCUAGAUUCAGACAAGGUACGGAACCACAAGAAAAUAGUACAUUUAAGAGGCUUUUUUAUGCAUACACGCAUUGACGUUUAGAUAAAUAAAACGCAUGCUGGAAUUUCAAGAUAAUAUCACAAAAAGAAAAGAAUUGCGAAUAAUUAACGCUACCUGAUAUUUGUUAUCCUGUUGAUUUCGGCAGUUAACCCGAAAUGGCACAGCUAAGAUUAACAUGGCCAAAACUAAGAAGCCUUUCGAGCAAACACAGCAGGGAACGCCCUUUCACAUCUCCUUAGAGAUGUACAGAAACCAUAAAAGCCUGGAAAGCGAUCGCUCGUACGACAUCUAUGCCUUUGGAACCUUGCUGUGGGUGCUUUGCGAGGGGUCUGGGAACCAUCGUCCCAAGGCCUAUGAGAGAUACAACACUAUUGCGGCAAUGGAGGUGGCAGCUGAAAAGGAAAUAUAUCCCGAACGUCCUAAAGACUCCAGCGAUGCCUGCUGGGAAUUGAUGACAAAGUGCUGGCGCCAAAGGUGCGUUUUAACAGCAGUGGAGAUUUUGGAAGGCAUGAAGAAAAUUCUUCAAAAUAUGUACUGAAUUCAUGAGUUAAAAUAGAACUGUAAACUAACAAUUUAUACCUAGCCGAUUUUUUGAAAACGAAACUAACGAAAUGUGCAGCGAUUUGAAUAACAAAGGGCUAAAAGGCAGACUUUUUGCUCUCAAUAAGUUUGAAAAUCACACUUAGCGAAGGAAAAGGAAAAGAAAAAGAGAAAAAGAAACAGAAAGGAGGAAGAAUGGAAGAAAAAAGGCAAAAAGUAAUGGUUGCACUCUUAGGUUUUAUAUUGGCUACUUUAGAGAUAGUUUUUGAUAAAAAAAAGACUUCUUGACGGAAGAAGUCUGUUCGGUGGCAACGUUUUCAAAAAUCUGGUUGGAUAUAUCUCCUCGCAAUAAUGUGUCGUAGUUAUUACACACUGCGAAAACAAGCCUGUAGCUGUGAAAUGACGCAAAUAUUUAAUAGCAAGUUCUUACGUAGGAAAAGGCGUCCAAUAGCACAAUUCACAUCCUGCAAGAAGGGAACGGGGCAGUGUGAUCAGGGGACUGAGAAUGCAAGUCUCGAAAUGUGGACCACAACCCAGGUUUAAAUCCCGCUCUUAUUUGCUUCUCGGGCCGUCCCCACACCACGAUUUUAAAUAUGGAGUCAACUGGUUGCUCAGGCCAGUUGGGUUUUUUAAUCCUUUGUACAUAAUAGAUAAAUAAGUUCUUGAUUUGGAUGGGUUGAUACUAAUUCUUUAUGCGGUGCCUGUAAACUAGCUUUACUGAGCAACCAACAGCAUCAGCCACUAUGAACUAAGCAUUUAUAUAGUUUUAUAGAAAGUCAUAAGGUUCAAGGGGGUGUUCAGAAUUUAAAAUUGUCUUGAUUUAAAGAUUAGGUGAACCCCUUCUAAGAUUCUAAAUCUAGACAAACAAUUAGCAUUUACUUUGACUUUUGUAAAAACUUUAUCUUCAAAUUGAUCGUUUCAACGCAUCAGGUUUCUAUUGGAACUUCUAUCAACUCAAACAGGGACAUCCCUGAGGGCGUCAUUCCAGGACCCCAUAACUAUAAGCAGAACAACUCCUCUUAAGGGUACGCGAACAUUUUUUUAGAUUCAUUAAAUCAACUGACUCUGCGCACUCAGUGUGAUAAGCUAGAACCCAUCGCGCAACUUGGAAAAAAAAACAUCAUUUAUUCUUUGACAAGAAUUUGUCAGUUUAUUUCGGACAUAAUGUAAUAAAGUGUAGUUGGCAAUGAGAUGUUUGUAGUGCAAGGUAAAUCAGUGCUGCUCUGAGAAUGUAGAGAGAUAAAACUAACAAAAACACCCCCUGUUUAACCAAGAGUCAUGAUGAGCCUCGUUUGGUUUCAGAUUAUAUCCCUAGGAUUACAAUUAGAGUGCUGAAAGCAAAGUCACCU